AUGAACCGCAAGAUCAGGCGAGUACCAUUCCCACUUUGGGAGGCGGUAGAAGCUGAACUUGACAAGCAGGUUAGUGAAGGAUUGUUGGAUAAAGUGGAUAAGAGCGAAUGGGCCUCACCAAUAGUCGUGGUACAAAAAGCGGAAGGCAAAGUGCGAAUCUGUGGCGACUAUAACCUUACGUUGAAUCCUGCACUACGCAUUGACGAACACCCACUACCAAAAAUAGACGAACUUUUCAGGAAUACGGCAGGAGUCACAAAGUUCAAAAAAAUUGACCUGUCAAAGGCGUAUUUACAAUUGGAAAUUCAUGCGGACGAUCGGCCCCUGCUAACAUUGAGCACCCAUCGGGGCAUAUACCAACCUACAAGGAUGAUGUUCGGCAUUUUUUGCGCUCCAGCGGUUUGGCAAAGGUUUAUGGAGAACUUGGUGGGAGACAUUCCUGGAGUUACUGUUUUUCUCGAUGACAUCAAACUUGCUGCACCCGACGAUGCAACACACCUUCAACGAUUGGAAGAAAUCUUAGGCCGUCUAGAUAAUCACAAUAUGAGAGUCAACCUUGAAAAAUCACCCGCGAUGAAUAUGUUUGAUCGGCAGAUCCAAUCCAAGUUAGAACUAUUGCUCCCAAGUAACAGAAGAAGCGACCAAGAACGCCCACCUAAGAAGCAAUUCCUCGUAGGAGACAAAGUUGCAGUUCGCGAUUAUUUAUCGAGCGCUAAGCGGCAAUUCGGAUUAGUCAAAGAGUUACUGGGUAGUUUACAAUACUACAUUCGUUUAGACGACGGUAGAACGUGGAAGAGGCAUGCGGACCAAAUGAGAAAAGUAUGCGAAAGAGUGAUCCAUUCAAAGAAAAUGCCAGAAGAGCCGGGAGAAGCAGAUCAAAGGAAAGAUGACCAGAUAACGCUGUACGAGGCAACAUCAUUUAAGCCCUCAGCGAGCCUAGCAGAUCAAUCCAUAGCCGACAAACCUACCAUAGCCCGCGAGACGAAUGAUUUUCCACAGCGUCUGACGACAACGGAAAGUGAGACGAAUAAUACAGGCGACACCACUAUUCGAAGAUCCACACGUAACGGGAAGGUACCGGAACGAUAUAAAGACUUCUUGACAUAG
Molecule: messenger RNA, 1107 nt
Organism: Rhagoletis pomonella (apple maggot)
Lineage: Eukaryota; Metazoa; Arthropoda; Insecta; Diptera; Tephritidae
Exons: 3
Coding region: 1-1107 (368 amino acids)
Source: RefSeq, a predicted model, not a curated record